AUGGAAUCUCAGGACGGAAUUACCGUCCGGCCCAUGAGGCUAAAGGUCUUGUACACGUUUGACAACGAGAACAAGACGAAUUGCCUCGCUCGGUGGCCCCAUGUGCUCGACCUUCAAACUGCCUUUUUGGAUGAGCAAACUCAGAUCGGUGUGAUCGAGUUGAAGACAUGCAUCCAGGCGAUAGUUUCUGCCAGUCCUGAAUUGGUGGCACAGUUGGGAAAGGACUACACAGUCUACGCCUAUGACUACUCCGAAUAUGAAACCCCUUUGGUUGGACAGGGAAUGCUAUCAUGGGUUCUCGCAUCUGCCUCGCCAACACCGGAUGCUCCUGCUCACCAGUCCAAGACUAUGGUGACGGGUCGGGUGUGCAAAAAUCCACUUGGACUUUUCUCCAAGGGCGCCCAGGAGACGUUGGAAGUCAAACUGCGGCUGGUCCCAGUCCCUACAGUGAUGCAAAGCGAAUACCUCGACAGUAUGCAAAAGUACCGCGAAUUGAGCAAUGUCAUCCCUCACGACUUUGACGCUCAGUCAUGGACGAAUUUUCUUCGGCAGAAUCCGGCUCUUCUAGAGGCCUCCCGGAGCCAGCAACAAGGUCGCGUGCCUUCGCCAAUGGAUCAAUCAGGCAUCGAACGAGUCCACCAGCUUCUGAGUGAGAGCGCCACACCGCGGGACUACUCGACUUAUCCUACCAACGAGUCUGUCCGAUCUUCAUCGCCAACCCACUCCUUCGGCCCUCCUAGCCGAAUGUCCACUCCCGCAGGAACUCGCACUCCUACACAACACCACCAGGUUCUGCAACCGAAGCAAAGCUUUUCUCAUAGUGACAACAUCCGCCCUUCAUCUAGUGCUUCUAUGCAGGACAGUGAUUUCCAACUUCAUCAAUUUGGCCUCCAUUCACGAAGAGAUUCAAUCAACUCGGGCUAUGGUAGUGGAGGUGAAGAUGCGGCGGAACCCCAGCAACGGAAGCGGGCGAAGCUCUACCAAGCUGGAUGGCCAGGCAAGUCUGAUAUGAACAUUGAACGGCAGCCUAGCUCCCUGCGAGUCGCUGCUAGCACUGCAGCCUCUGUACGAAUCCACCGCCCAACCCCGGUGAACCCUGCUCUCUCCGUAGAGCAGUCCCACGAGGAACCUGUUCGCCCUCCAACUCCCAUCUCUCGACCUGGCGAUUUCCAAAGGCGUACACGACUGCCGUCGAGUCUGCUACGAGAGAGCUCCACGCAUAGCAGCAGCUCGUACGCAUCUCCUUACACUCAUAGCGAUGAUGUGGCCACGGAUCAGACAGCUCAUUCGCCGGAAGACCGGUACCAGGGUCUGUUUGAGCCUCCCUUCAACAUGCCUUCUUCGCCUCCAGUUCUGGAGUCCCGGUUCCCGUCUCGGUCUAGUCCCAACUUGCCUCCCAUCUCUCUGGACACUGAUUCUGGUUUCAUGAGUGGCGGUCUGGAUGACCUUAUGGAUGAGGGAGCUGGCACUCCCGUGGAAGAGUCCCAGAGGGCUGAUUCACGGCCUGUGACUGGUGAGAAGCGCCCCCGGUCAGUUCGUUCUGCAGUGCAAGCAACUUCUCCGGCUAGUGCGAUCGGUCUGGUGUCAGAGAGUUUGAAUGAUCCCAUGCUAGUGAGCGAUGGUCUAACGGAGCAAAAGUCCAAUCAAAUGAACUCUCUUCCACGCCCAAGCACAUCAGCAGGCUCUCGGCCAUCUUCGCGCAUGAGCUGCCGGCCGACGCCUAAACCGCUGGCACCCGCACCUAUGUCACAAAGUGAAAUUGAACAGUUUAGGAGGUCUAUCCCCGCCAGCGACCCGGUGGUUCCCGUUCAGCCGCCUGUUUAUUAUUCACAGACCAGCGCGGGGCCCAUGAGCGAUUUUUCCAUCGUCGAAACACCUGCGCCCCAACCCGAGUACACCAGAAGGGCCCCUCGCAGCGGAGGUGCGGCGAAGAGAGCAAUGCAGGUUCAGGCUCGACUCGACGCAGCCAUUGCAAGUGGCGGAAUUCCUCCGUACUGUGAAAAUUGUGGUACUAUCGAAACACCUACAUGGAGACGGGCAUGGACAAAAGACUUCCCUGGCAGCGAAGAGGAUGCGAAGAGCAUGAUGAAGACGCGAGGCCUGCUCUUCUGGGAAGUGAUCGAGCGGAAUGACAAGGAAGAGGUUGUGAAGUUCCGGAUCUACAAGAAGGGCCUUGGUACCGGUACAAGCCCUGAGGACCAGGGAUGGACACAACUCCUGCUUUGCAACCCUUGCGGUCUCUGGCUUCACAAAUGCAAGACUAUGCGUCCAGAGAACCGAUGGAAUCGACAGCCACCUGCGUGUGGGAGCGAUGGCAAGCAAAAGCGGCCAUCCAGGAAUCGCAAGCAGAGUGGCGGUCCUCUGUCCAAGCCCUCUACGCGCACCCGCAGCAAGGCUGUGUCAAUUCGCACUGCACAGUCUUCUCCCGCUCCCACCGAGGCAUCCUCUGUGCACAACGAGGAGGGCGCUACUCCUAACAUGGAGAACCAUGAUCAAGAUCAGGAUCAGGAUCAAGCUCAAGAACAGGAUGACGAAGCAGAGUAUCCUAACAAGCGGCGCAGGGCAAACAGUGCUGAGCCUCCACGAUCCAGCGAGAAACCUCGUUGGGAUCAGCAAGAAGCCAUUGAGGCUUUGCGACUCGCUAUUCAAUCUAGCCCAGCUAGGAACAUUGAGAAUCGCAACUUCCCUGCCCCCGACGAGACCAAGCUCACCCCGAAACCUGUGCGCCGUGCUCUCUUUGCGUCUUCCCAGAAGGAAGGGGCACUGAAGGAGCUUGGUUCUUCAUUCGUGAACAGCUGCUCGCCUCGUCGCAGCCCCCGCCUCACCAAGGGUGAUAAGCAGAUCGAGUCAAAGGAAAACCUGGCGCCUACGCCCCAGGAUGACAUUGAUAACCUCUUUGAAGGCCCUUCGCUGGAUUUCGAUCUACCAGUCAGCCCAACUCCUCGACGCCGCCACACUCGUCCGGCUGCCAUGCAUGAGAGACGUCACUCACUUCCAUGCAAUUCACCCACCGCCAAUAGGCGCAAGGAUGUCGGGGUGCCCACCGCCGCCGCUCGUCUCACUGCUGAGAGACUACAGCGCAUUCAGGAUGGCCCACAGCAUUCUCCACGCUCCGUUGGUUCUCAAAAUCGCUCUCCUACCAAACAAGGCGUUCCAGCACUGCCCGAUACUGGUCUGCACUCCGAGGCUUUUACGCCUCUGGAUGGCAUGAUCCUUGACAUCUUCGAUGAUGCUGCUGACGAAGCCCACUCGUUUCAACUCGAGAAUGACAAAUUCUCUGGAAACAACUGGGCGGACUGGCUUCCCUCCGACUAUGUCUCCCCCGCCGCGUCCGAUGAAGACAACAAUCCAUCCGACGAGCUCAUCAACGCAAUCCUUUCGGAUCCGGCUAUCCUGAAAGAGAAUCUCCACAACUCAGAAUUCAUGCCCUUCACCUUUGACGACAACGUCGUCCCCGACUCGGGCUUCUUCAGCUCCGAUGCUCUCCAAACCGACCCCGUGAGUCGAGCCACCGCCAAAGCCACCAAGCCUCCCAAGGAGCGUGGCCAGGCUGCCUCUUCCCCGGCAUAA
Messenger RNA from Penicillium cataractarum, 3570 nucleotides. Its product is annotated as putative GATA transcription factor (Ams2). The record is from RefSeq and is a predicted model, not a curated record. Bases 1 to 3570 code for a protein of 1189 amino acids. Gene Ontology annotation, biological process: rDNA heterochromatin formation; regulation of transcription by RNA polymerase II; silent mating-type cassette heterochromatin formation. Gene Ontology annotation, molecular function: sequence-specific DNA binding; zinc ion binding. Lineage: Eukaryota; Fungi; Ascomycota; Eurotiomycetes; Eurotiales; Aspergillaceae. The transcript is spliced from 2 exons.